GGGCGAAGAGGGGCAUCGCAUCAACAGUCAAACCCGCGCAGCGUACUCUUUUCUGCGCGGUGCCUUCCAGCAACUGCGCGCGUGGGCCAUCGCGCCCGCCGACGUUGCCCGCAGGCUGGCCAAGGUCGAGAGCACGGAUGUGGAAACUUCGGAGGAGGGGAAGGAGGAAGAUGAGGGGGGCAGGAGAGCGCUGAGGGCCGAGGGCGGUCAGCUCUACAUCUCGAUGGGCCCGGCGAGCGCCUGCGGCCGCCACGGGGCAGCGGAAGCCCCGCUCCGCGGCGACCUCGGCGGCGCAUCGGCCGGAGGCGUCGGGGAGCCCCUCCUCGGCGCAACAGGCGGGGUGCGCCAAGAUCGCCUCGUAGGCCUCCUCGUCGCCCCGCAGGGCCGCCAGGUGCAGCGCCGAGCGCCCGGCCAGGUCCCGGGCGUUCACCGCGGUGAACUUCUCGCUGCCCACGAUGGCCAGGGGGCUCCAGCGCGGCGCCGCGCCACGGCCAGGUGGAGCGCGCUGGCCAUGUCGCGGUCCACGGCGUCGGCCGCGCGGAAGAAGGCGCUGCCGAGCAGGGCGCGGCACACGUCCUCGAGUGGUCCCCCAGCACGGCGAGGUGCAGCAUGGUGCGCCCGGCGGCGUCGGCCAGGUUCGCAAAGUUGGAGGCCCAGUCGCGGUCCGCGAGGGGCCGAGCGCCUCCGCCGCGCCGCCCCGGGCGACCGCGUCCAGCCCGGCGUGGGCGUGCCGCGGCCGCGAGAGGUCGCGCCGCCC
Prorocentrum cordatum is the source of this 757-nucleotide messenger RNA. Lineage: Eukaryota; Dinophyceae; Prorocentrales; Prorocentraceae. The record is from the annotation of a GenBank genome assembly.